Messenger RNA from Aegilops tauschii subsp. strangulata, 2814 nucleotides. Lineage: Eukaryota; Viridiplantae; Streptophyta; Magnoliopsida; Poales; Poaceae. The record is from RefSeq and is a predicted model, not a curated record.
AUGGCGACGACGAAACCUGGCGGCGUGGACGGCGGCGGUGGAGUUGCUGCCGGUGGGGAUGCUCCGGGCGGCGGUGCUGGAGAUCCAACGGAGUACUGCGGGAGCUCCUAUCCCUCGAGCGCGCUGCCUCUUCCCCAACCGCCCUCGCCGCCGAAGUCGUUGGAAUACGCGGCGGCUACUGCAUUCACCCAGGCGGUGAAGGCCAAUCCCACGGGCAGCCACCAUUUUGCCUCGUCCUUCGGCGGUGUGGACUUGGAUGAUGAAGAAUGGGAAGUGAGGUUCCAUUUCCUAGACAGAGAUAACUUGGAAAGAACAAUCUGUUUAUCAGACAUAACCUUCUGGAAUCUCAUUGCCCUAAUAGAGGUAGAAGGCUAUAGUUCAAGGGAUUUUAUGUAUUAUGUUAGAGAUCCAGGAGCUGGGGUGUCAGGAAUGGAAGAAUUAACUGAUGAUGACAAGGUGGAACAAAUGUUGGAUCACAUAGCUAGUAAAGGAAAGAAUGUUGUUAACAUUAUAGUUAUGAGAAGUGAUGCACCUAGACCAAUUGAUUUGAACAUUGGCCAUGCUUAUGAAGAGCAGGUUCCUUUGUCAGAAAUAGGUGUACCAGUUGUCUAUGAGCGAAAGGGCCCAUGUGAACCUGAGUUUGCUUUGGACAAUGGUAAUGAGAGGCAUGAGUAUUUCAUGGAGACAGACCAAGAGCAAGAGCACAUUGAGCAGAUGAUGGAGCAGAAAAGAAAUGAAGAAAUUCAGAGGUACAAGAGUCAUAAGAUACAAAGAGAGAAGUACAAGGCAGCAAAAAGAAAACUCCCACAGCUGCUUGCUGAGGAGUUCACUGAUAGUGAAAGUGAGGAUGAAGAUCUAGAAGAUGAGGACAUAUUGGCUAGGUUGGAGGCAAUGAAGAGGCAUAGGGAUGAUCCACUAUAUCACUUUGAAGGAGACAAUGAUGUAGAAGAGCUAUAUGGACCAGAUGAGGAGGAGGAGAAUGAAGGAAGAGAUGAAGAGGAAGGACAGGAGGAGCCACUAGAUGAGGGCUUGAGAGGAGGAAGCAGUGUAGGAGGAAGCAGUGCAAGAGGUAGCAGCAGCACAGGAGGAAGUAAGAGGAGGGGGAAGGGGCCAACAACAAGAUCCCAUGCAAGUUUGGAUCAAAUCAUAGAGCAAGACUGGGCACCUUCAUCUGAUGAGGAGAGCAACCCAGGUGACUUAAGUCAGGAAGAGAAUGAUUGGGCUCAGCUUCCAGCAUUUAAGCUACCAAAUGGUAGGAAGAGCAGGGCCAAAAAGAAUAAAGUUAGGGUUUGGUAUGAUGAGAAGAGGGUCAUUGCUGCUUCCAAAAUUGCACAUGAGAAGACAUUUUGCAUAAAGAAAAUGAACUUGUACCACAAUUGUCCUGCUGUUGGAGAGAGCACCAAAGUGACUGCUAGGUGGUUGGCACAUGAGUGUGAGCAACAGUUAAGGUCUGACAUAAACACACCAGUCCAGGCAAUAUUGGACAAUUUGAAGAAAACACAUGGAAUUGAAGUGUCCAUUCACAUGGCCUACAGGGCAAGGAAAGCAGCUAAGAAAGUUGUCCAAGGAGAUCAGAGGGCACAAUACACUAGGAUAAGGGAUUACCUCCAAGCUGUGCUAGAUACCAAUCCUGGAAGUAGAUGCAUUGUUACAACAAAGCAUUUAAAGACUCAUCCUAGCAUAAACCCUAGAUUUCAUGGCUUGUUCAUGUGCCUCAAUGCUUGCAAAGAGGGCUUCCUAAAUGGUUGCAGACCCUUCAUAGGUGUUGAUGGUUGCUUUGUUAAGUUGACAACAGGGCAACAAAUAUUGGCUGCAACUGGAAGAGAUGGUAAUAACAACAUCUUUCCCAUUGCAUUUGCAAUUGUUGACAAGGAAGACACUGCCAGCUGGUCCUGGUUUCUAACCCAGCUCAAGUAUGCUCUUGGUGGUGAGUCAGGGAAGUAUGGCAACUACACUAUCAUAUCUGAUAGACAAAAGGGCGUUCUUAAAGCCGUAAACAAUGUCUUCCCAAAUUGCCCUCAAAGAUUCUGCCUUAGACAUAUUUAUCAGAACUUUCAAACAGCUGGCUUUAGAGGUGAAGAGUUAAAGAAGUAUAUGGAUCAGGCUAGUUAUUCAUAUACUGAGCAUGGUUUUGAUCAAGCAAUGGAAGGCAUGAAAAGAGAGUGUGAGGCAGCUUGGAAAUGGCUUAGAAAGAUACCCAAGCAUACAUGGGCUAGACAUGCCAUGGACAAAAAUUGUAAAACUGAUUUGGUUGUUAACAAUAUUAGUGAAGUUUUCAACAAAAUGAUACUUGAUGUGAGAGGGAAACCAAUUAAAACCAUGGUUGAUGGCAUCAGAACCAAAUUGCUAGUUAAGUUCAAUGCAAACAGGACCAAGACUGAGACAGCCAAGUGGCAGAUAUGCCCAACAUAUGCUGAAAAGCUAGAAGAAGCAAAACACCAUGCUAGAUACUGUCAGUCCAUCAAAGCAGGACCUGAUCUAUACCAGGAAAAUAGGAGAGUUGAUGCACCAGCAGCAAGGGCAAGAGCUCCUGCUACAACCAGUGCAACACCAAGGACAGCUCCAUCAGCUCCAGAUGCAACUAGGGCUGCAACUAGGGCUGCACCUAGAGCAGCUCCUUCUGAUCCUGCUCCAACAAGGCCAACUUCAUCUUCUGCUGCUGCUUAUAGGCCUAGUUCAUCUUCUGCUACUGCUGCUAGGUCAAGGGCAAAGAGAACAUUCAUACCACCAAGAGUGUCAGGUACUGGAAGAGUGAGAAAGCCAUCAUACAAGAUGUCUGAAUGGUUUAAUUGUUCUCAAGGCAGCAAGAAGUGA